Messenger RNA from Andrographis paniculata, 2010 nucleotides. RefSeq names its product plant intracellular Ras-group-related LRR protein 1-like. Lineage: Eukaryota; Viridiplantae; Streptophyta; Magnoliopsida; Lamiales; Acanthaceae. Bases 97 to 1554 code for a protein of 485 amino acids. The transcript is spliced from 3 exons. The record is from RefSeq and is a predicted model, not a curated record. Gene Ontology annotation, molecular function: protein binding.
CGAUAGUCAUUUUUGCGUUGAAACACAACAACACUGCACUUCAUCACUCCACGUUGUUCUUCCUUCCAAUCUUCCAUUCCAGAACCUUCCUCAGCCAUGGAUCCCAAUCCCAAGAGCUUCCCCAUCCUCUCCUACGUCAUGGCCAAGCUCCCCACCAUCAAGCGCACCUUCUCCCCGGACUUCGAUGUCGAGAACCCGCCGGCGCCGGACUCGCACCCGCCGGAACCCUACUUCGAACUCACCGAGAGGAUGCCGCACCUCAAGAACCCUAAACUCAUCUCCGAGAUGCGCCAAGCCGUGAGCGACGUCGUGGAGAGCCGAUCCGCGCUCCAAGCCCUGGGUCCCCGCCCCGACCACGAGACCGUCGACGCCGCGCGGUUCCGACUGUCGGAAAUAAGCGCGCACUCGUCGAGCGAUUCGGAGGAUGCGAAGAUGUAUAAGGCGGUGAUUGCGGUGGACGAGAUGCACGAGGCAUACGAGAGGAUGCUCAGCGAGGCGGAGCGGAGGUUGGAGAAGAUUUACGAGGCGGCGGUCGCCGGAGAUGAGCUGAUUCAGGCUGAUGCGGCGCCGGAUCUGAGUGAACCAGAAGUGGAUGCGGCGGUGGUCGAGGUUUUGAAGGAGGCAGAAUCUGGGAAGGAGAUUGAACGUGUGGAUCUAUCAGGGAGAAGGCUGACGAUUUUCCCCGAAGCUUUUGGGAAAUUGAAGUUCUUAAUUGUGCUGAACUUUUCCAACAAUCAAUUAGAGGAAAUUCCCGACUCAAUCGCAGGGUUAGAAAAUCUUGAGGAACUCAAUCUUUCGGAGAAUCUAUUAGAGUCAUUGCCCGAUUCGAUCGGCCUAUUGUUUAAGCUGAAACUGCUGAAUGUUUCUGGAAACAAGCUUGGUGCCCUACCCGACAGCAUUUGCCAUUGCAGGUCGUUGGUAGAGCUGAAUGCGAGUUUCAACAAACUAACGUACCUGCCGACGAACAUCGGGUUCGAGCUCGUGAAUCUGAAAAGGCUCGACGUACAUCUCAACAAGAUCCGUUCCCUCCCCACAUCGAUCGGCGAGAUGAAGUCGCUGUGCUUUCUCGACGUCCAUUUCAACGAGCUCCGCGGUCUUCCGCAUACAAUUGGAAGAUUGACGAAUCUCGAGAUACUUAACCUCAGCAGCAACUUCAACGACCUGACUGAACUCCCCGACACACUUCCCGACCUGAUCAACCUCAAAGAACUCAAUCUGAGCAACAACCAGAUUCGGGCAUUGCCCGACACCUUCGGUCGGCUGGCGAGUUUAACGAGACUUAAUGUGGACCAAAACCCGCUCGAAAUACCUCCGAAUGACGUCGCCUCUGACGGCGUCGAAGCUGUUAAGGCUUACAUGGUGCAAAGAUGGGAACAAAUAGUGAUGGAGGAAGAGCGGAGUGCGGCGAUGGUUCAAGACCCCGAGCAAACACAAACGGGUUUGUUAAAUCGAAGCACGUUGUGGUUGAAUAAUGUUUUUUCGAAUGUUUCAGGGUACUUGGGAGGCAUCGGGAAAUCGAGCAAUGACGAUCCUUACCUGAAUCAGCAGCUGUGAGAAAGGACUCGAACUUCCGACCUGGUGAUGUUCGUAAUUACAUUAUGUAUGUGUCUUUCUUUCGUCGACGUUCCUGCGAUAACUUCUUGAUUUAUCUGCUCGGACGGAAUUAACGUUCUUCGACGCCUUUUCGAUGCGUUGCUUGUUGGGUUUUGUCCGAUUAUUACUAUACAUGUUGAGAUGAAUCCUUCAAAGAUUUUGGGUUUUUGUCUGAUUAUUGCAGUACAUGUUGAGUGUGCAUCUUUAAAAUUUGACUCCAGAGCUGGCAAUGGGUCGAUUUGUAUUGAGUUGAACACUUUAAACGGGUUAAAUUACUCAAUUCUAACUCGACCGGUUUAUUAUAGUGUCGGGUUCAUGUUGACCCGUUUAUUAUCGUGUCGAGUUCGGGUUGAUUUGUAUUGAUUCGUAUACAUAAUUAAAUCAAAAAUUCUGAUUCAAAUUAAAUUAUAUUUUGUA